This is a messenger RNA of Lingula anatina, 1204 nucleotides long. RefSeq names its product microfibril-associated glycoprotein 4. The record is from RefSeq and is a predicted model, not a curated record. Lineage: Eukaryota; Metazoa; Brachiopoda; Lingulata; Lingulida; Lingulidae.
AUGUCAUCGAAACGUGGGAACAUUCCACGGCAGUUGACUGCUCUUUCAAGUGCCUGGACAACAAGGAUUAGUCAAGUAGCAGUGUGUGAUGUGCAGUUGGUGUGGUCGUAUGUAUCACAUGAGGGAUGGGAUGAAUACAGAGAUGGGUUUGGUGACGUGGCAGGCGACCAUUGGCUGGGGCUGGAGGCGUUUCAUCAUCUCACGAACCAGGGAAACUACUCCUUAAUGACCGAAGUCAGGGACAUGUUGACUGACACGUAUUUCUCGGACAUUCACGUGGGCUUUCGCGUGAGUUCGGAGGAUGAAGAAUACACCUUGGAUAUAACCCCUGGUGGGGUUGGGAACCUAUCUGCAAAUGGCACAUCUCAUAAGUGGAAUCGGUUUUACAAAUUCACCACUCUUGAUCGAGACAACGACAAGAAAGGAUUGGCUAAUUGUGCCGUGCUACACGGUGGAGGUGAGGUAGAUGGCGUUCACUGGAUAUACAGCCAUGGCAUGAAGAGAGCAGUUCAAGUGUACUGUGAACAAGGUGAGGUAGAUGGCGUUCACUGGAUAUACAGCCAUGGCAUGAAGAGAGCAGUUCAAGUGUACUGUGAACAAGGUUGGACUGUUCUGAUGCGGAGAACGAGUGACGAACUGAAUUUUACCAGAGAAUGGACCGAGUUCAGAAACGGGUUUGGUGACGUGGCGGGCGACCAUUGGUUGGGACUGGAGGCGUUCCAUCAUCUUACCAACCAGGGGAAUUACUCCUUAAUGACCGAAGUCAGGGACGUCUUGACCGACACUUACUUCUCUCACGUCCUCGUGAAUUUCACCGUAGAACCCGAGGAGACACACUACACUUUGGGCCAUUUUCCUCAGGGAGAGGGGAACUUGAGUAAUGGCGAGCCUUGGCUCUCUAUCCAAGGGAUGAAAUUUAGCACUUACGAGAGCGACAAUGACCUGAUAAAUAACCACAAUUGUGCAGAAUCGUACGCCGGUGGGUGGUGGUAUAAUUCAUGUUCAGAAGUAAGCCUCACCGGUAAAUACAGCACAGUAUAUGUAGCAGAAAAUUGCGCAGGUGAAUGUUUUUCCCGUUUCAAGCAUAACGGGAUACCUUACGGUAGCAAUGGCGACGGCGCCGUUCUGCUCCAUUGGGCAGUUAUGAAGAUAAAACAAGUUUAGGGUCUCUGGGUUUAACUCGCCAACCAUCAAGGUGACGUAA